Messenger RNA from Peronospora belbahrii, 1647 nucleotides. NCBI's taxonomy places the organism in Eukaryota, Oomycota, Peronosporomycetes, Peronosporales, Peronosporaceae. The record is from the annotation of a GenBank genome assembly.
AUGGUCAAAGUGACGAUGCCGACAAAGUUCGUCCUCGCGACAUGUCUGUACGCGGCAGCAGCUUCAGCUGAAAGUGUCAACUUUAUCAAUAAAUGCUCACACCCAAUUGAGCUAUACCAUAGCCAGAUGGGCUCGGCUGCUGCUAAGGUUUGUGACAUUGCUGUUGGAGAUACGUAUAGCACCGACGUAACGGGUCCUGCGCACAUGUAUCGCCACACAGUUAGUGAAUCAGCUACUUUACUCGAGUUGUCAUGUGAUAGCACGUUUUGGAUGGACAUGAGCAUUAUUCCACCUGAUUCGAAAUUGUGCAAAGAUUAUAUCGACUGCAAGGCUGGUGGCACAAAGACUGGUUUUAACGUGCCCAUGUCUGUGGUGCCAAAGAGCAAUAUCGGUGUCGGCUCGUGCUCGGAACUCUACUGUGCUGCUGAUGAUGAGAAUGCUUGCGCCGAUGCGUACCAUUUCCCUAUGGACAACACAAAGACCCAUAGCUGCCCCACAGGCACGAAGAUUGAUGUGACCUUUUGCUUCACAAAUAAUGGUGGUGGCUUGAUUGGGGGGCUUGUUAAGCAGACUGAGGUUCAGGAUGUGACGCAGACUGAGGUUCAGGAUGUGACGCAGACUGAGGUUCAGGAUGUGACGCAGACUGACUUAUCGUAUUCUUCGGAUUACAAGGAUAACUCAAAUGAGGAUGGAAAGGUUUAUGAUCUAGAGGACCUCGGUUCCGUCUUGGCCAAGUACGAGUACAAGGGCAAAUACGCCGGUAACGUUCCGGGUGUGUACGACUCUGUCAUUGAUAUUCAGCAAUGCACGAAAAAACAAGUGAGUGUGAAUAGCCCAGUGGGUCCCAUGUCGGAGCCAGUGUCCUUGAUCUUCCGUGGUCCAUGCGAGAUUGAAAACAUUGCAGUGUUCUCGGAUGAAGCCGGUGACAACAAGUGGAAUCGAGUGUCUUAUUACUCACGUGAGGCUCAAACGACUGAUAAUAUGGUGUUCAUGAACAAUAAGAAAAUUGAUUACAGCGGUAAGAGGAAGCACAGUCCGCAGUGUUAUGCUUCGGCGGACGGCAAGUCAAUGGCAGACAUGCCAACGGUGUUUGGUGGCGUACUUGAUGAUGCUUCAGACCCGAGUGCUAUUGGUGGUGGUCCUGGUAUUUCCACUGGUGUUGAGGUGAACAUCAUGAGUGGUGAGAAAUGCAAGGAUAAGACGUACGGCUAUUGUGGUGCGAAUGAUCACCAGGGCUGGGGCGGUGGCAAGAAGGCAUUUGUGACGCGACUCUCAAUGCCUCUUGGUAAAGGUGUGAACAGACCUGCUUUUUGGAUACUUAACGCUCAAAUUAUGCAUGUUGGUCAGUAUGAUCCGUGCAAUUGCCGUGGCAUGGGCCCCGAAGGUCGCUGUGGUGAACUUGACGCUGUUGAGGUAAUUGAAACGAACCUUCUGCAGGACAUGGUGUCGACGCACUUCUACUUUUUCGAUGGCUCAAUCCUCAGUCCUGGCGGUGAUAACUUUGCGAAGCGCUCGUAUGAAUCGACCGUGUACGUUGUGCUUAUUGACGACUCAAACGACGGUCUCAUUAAGAUUGUCCAGCUUGAGACCUUUAACUUUUCACGCACGGACCUUGGCUCGCUGUACCAUCAACUGGUGGCCUGCUAA